GACCCGGUGUGGCUCUAAGAAUGUUGAUUUUCCAUACUCUAGCUAUUUCAUCGGUCUAAGAUUUUGGAAAUUUACAAUCCGAAUUGGCCGAUACAAUCAUGUGAGCAUUGGCGUUGGUUUUGAAUCGGAUUCUCCUUCCUUCUCUCUGUACUCAGUCCUAAUGGAGGGGCAGGACUUGUCUGCCUAUUUUUCUUGGGAGACGUCUGGAUUGACUUCAGAACCGUCCUACUUUCUUGACCAAUCUUCUUCCAUGCAAGUCCCUAAAAUUUCUUUGCAUCUGGGGAUGGUGAGAAAUAUCUUCAGCUCUGUAGAAGAGCUGUAUUCCAUCUACAACAUUAGCGUGUUGCCGUCCUCUCUUUUCCAUCGGAAUGGAGUGAUUACCUUAGCAAGAUCCAGCGUCAUUCAAGUCCUACAGAAUUGGCUUAUACUCGGUUCUACUACAUAUAUUCCUGCUCAUUAUCGCUCUGCAUUUCAAGACAGCGAGUUUGAAACCUACCUUGCUACCACAAUGUCGCCUGAACUUCGAAGUAUCCCUCUGAAUUGUACCAAAGGCUUUCGCAUGCUUGGACCACUAUUCGAAUCAAUGAUAAACGCUUCAUUUAAUACCCCAUCUACAGUGGAGACAGAGCUAUUUGCCUUAAAACCAAGUGAUCGUUCUGUGAACGACUUCCUUACAUCCGAUACCCGUGCAGCCUUUCAACCAAUGGACCAUCCUAAUCAUCACUUCGUUCUCAUUCUGGUCAAUUCUAUCCAUGGUCUUCCAAUCCACCCUCUUUUACCAAGCUACAUAACUCCGAGUCUGAGAUAUUGCAGCCCCAGACAUCGGAAACGAGUAAAUCCAUAUUCAAUCCCACCUCGCCCUAGUCCAGAUGCUACUUCCGAGUCUUCAUUGCCAUGUUCGCAAACUUCUCCACCCCGCUUUCCUUCACCGGUGCUCGGUGCACCCUCAAUGCUACAUGCCGGUCCAGACAAUAUUGGUAUCGAUCAUCUUUCUGAUGGCGCUUCGCCUGUGACAGAUGACCACUCAGCGAACGAUGGGGAUCUUGUUCCAGACGGCGCCUUUGCUGAUGUUGCCGCUGCUUGCCAUCAGUUAGGUUUCAUUUUAGAGUCUGUCAAAUAUCAGCGCCGUCAAGGAAGAGGGGUUUCCUUCCUGAAUAUGCUCAACAAUUGGACUGCAACAUCAAAUUUCAUAGUUGCCUUAGGUUAUGAUAGAAAUGGAGGCCUAGAGAGCCAGAAGGUUACAUUCAAAGACGGCCCACAAUCGUUUGCAGACCUACUGGUAAACAAAUUGGGAUGGGAAAUUCGUGGGUACCAGAAGAAAAGGACCUUAUUCCAAUGGGCGGAGGAGGCGACUUUAAGAAAGAAAUGGAGCUUGACGAAGUCUCAGAACACUGAAGCUUUUAGGACAUGGAUGCGGAUGUGCUACAUUUGGCAUGAUCCUGGUUUCGUUAGAACUCACAGCAGACUCGAUUCCAAUGCAGACGACGAAAAGGAACGUGAGGCGGCUUUGCUGCGACAGGAUCACUUAUCCACUCACCGCCAUGAAAUCAAUCGUAAUCUCAUCCAGAAGUAGUUCAUAUCCACACAUUUACCCUCAUUUACCAGCAAUUGUCUCCUCCAGCAGUUCUUAUCCACGCAUUUACCCUCAUUUACCAGCAAUCUUCUCCUCCAGCAGUUCGUAUCCACGCAUUUACCCUCAUUUACCAGCAAUCGUCUCCUCCAGCAGUUCGUAUCCACACGUUUACCCUCAUUU
This is a messenger RNA of Lentinula edodes (shiitake mushroom), 1753 nucleotides long. RefSeq lists its product as uncharacterized. Lineage: Eukaryota; Fungi; Basidiomycota; Agaricomycetes; Agaricales; Omphalotaceae. The record is from RefSeq and is a predicted model, not a curated record. The transcript has 3 exons. Bases 161 to 1573 code for a protein of 470 amino acids.